This is a messenger RNA of Panonychus citri (citrus red mite), 4586 nucleotides long. RefSeq names its product BMP-2-inducible protein kinase-like. Gene Ontology annotation, molecular function: protein kinase activity; ATP binding. The transcript is spliced from 3 exons. The coding region runs from base 426 to 4061 and encodes 1211 amino acids. Gene Ontology annotation, biological process: protein phosphorylation. Lineage: Eukaryota; Metazoa; Arthropoda; Arachnida; Trombidiformes; Tetranychidae. The record is from RefSeq and is a predicted model, not a curated record.
AAAUGAUCCUUAAUCUGUCCAACAAAAUCUUAAGAAAACGUCUUAAUAUUUUUCCUUUCUAACUCUCUGUCUCUUUCUUUUUUUGCUCUCUCUUCUCUUCCAUUGAUAUAUUUUCCUUUCUGUCUGUGUUAUUACUCGGUUUUUUUUCUUUCUUUUUUCUUCUCUUCUCCUUUCAAUCCACCACCACCAACACCUUCAUCACCAACAAGAGAAUAGAAAAAAAACAAGAGUGUAAGAGAGAGAGAGAGAGAAACAAACAAAGUACCACAAUUUGCCUUCUAUUUUUUUCUCUCUCUCUUUCUCUCUCUUUCUCUCUUUCAUUCUCUCUCUUUUUGUGUUUAUGUUUUUGGCUUCAUCGACCAUCACCACCGCUGGUUCAUUGCCUUCAAUUGAACAAUUUUUUUUUUGUAUAAAAAGAAAGAAAGAUGAAAAAAUUAUUCCAACGUUUGGAGAACAGUCAAAGUAAUUCUCGUGAUACUAAUGGUAUUGUUGGUUCCUCAUGGACAACCACAUCGGUUCCUGUCGCUACGUCAAACGAAUCAGCAUCAACUGGUAAAGAUUAUAUUGGUAAAGUAUUCAAUGUAGGCCGAAUAGCCGUUACAGUGCAAGAUGUUAUUGCCGAAGGAGGAUUUGCUUUAGUAUUUUUGGUUAAAGCUUCUCAUGGGGCCAGAUAUGCGUUGAAACGAAUGUUUGUCAAUAACAAUCACGAUCUUGCUGUUUGUAAAACUGAAAUAUCAAUUGCAUCAAUGGUAUCUGGUCAUAAGAAUUGUGUUGGCCUCAUUGAAUCUGCUAUUAAUUAUGUUGGUGAUGGAGUUCAUGAGGUACUUAUGUUGAUGAACUUUUGCCGUGGUUCUGUCCUUCAAUCAAUGAACGAAAAGCUAAAAGAUACAACAACCAAUACCUACAACACAUCAGCAACAUCAUCAUCAUCAACAAUAACAACAACAACAACAACAACCUUAUCAUCUGGAACUCCUGGUUGCCUCUUCUCAGAGAAACAAGUCUUGAAAAUAUUUUGUGAUAUUUGUGAAGCCGUUUCCAAACUUCACCAUAAUAAUCCUCCCAUAAUUCAUCGAGACCUUAAGGUUGAAAAUAUUUUAAUUUCUGAGCCUGGUAAUUAUGUUCUUUGUGAUUUCGGAAGCGCUACAACAAAAGUUGUUGACAACACUUAUUCAGUAGGAUCCAGGACAGAAUUAGAGGAAGAAAUUAAAAAGUACACUACUCUUUCGUAUAGAUCACCUGAAAUGGUGGACUUGUAUAGUGGUAAAAUAAUCACAACAAAAUCCGAUAUUUGGGCCCUUGGAUGUUUACUUUAUAAACUUUGCUUUUUCUCUUUACCCUUUGGUGAAUCAACUUUAGCCAUUCAAAAUGGUUUCUUCACCAUACCCGAUAGUUCACCUUAUUCAACAAGUCUUCAUUCACUUAUUCGUUUUAUGUUGGAAUUAGAUCCAGAUACAAGGCCAGAUAUAUUUCAAGUGUCUUUUAUAGCUUUUCGUCUUUCAAAUCGCGAUUGUCCAGUUGAAAAUAUAAAUAACUCACCGUUGCCCCAAAUUGAUCGAUUGCCUUCACCAUUAACAGAGACAGAGGCUAAAAGAUUGAAGCAACAGCAGCAACUUCAACAACAACAACAACGUCAACAACAAAUUGCCCUGGCUAAAGCUCAAGCUGAGGGGACAUCAGUUGCACCUCGAUCUCGGCCUAAAGUAGCUCAGGUCACUAUAACUCCUGCUACAUCACUUCCCGUGUUGACUGCACCUCCACCUUCAUUAACUCGUUCUCCAACGCCUUCAGGGGAAAUAUCAAAAUCCAUGUCCAGUUCUCAGAGUUUCACCUCUGGGAGUACCCUUCAUAUAACCCCAAGUGAUGAUAUUUUAAUUGGUCAUCUAGAUGGUUAUAAGCCUCUUCUCGAGGAUAGUAAUGAUGAAGAUGAAGAGAAUCAACAACCAGAUGAAAAUGAAAUAACCAAAACAAGUUUACCUUAUAAUCAACCUAAUCGAUUAAAUUCGUAUGAAGUGUCACAAAAUCCUUUAAAUUCAUCAACUCCAGUGACCAGUAAACGUUCAGAAAAAUUAUUUAAUCAUCAAAAUAUAAGUGAAGACGAUAGUGAUGUCGAUAAAGAAGUUGAAAGAAAUUUAAUGGCUCAAGUUUUGAAGGACAAUGAAUCUAAUUCUCAAUGUAAUCGUCGUCAUCAAGAUCCUUUUGGUUGUAUGCCUUUUAAUCAGGAGACGACACACCUUUACUCGAGCUUGGAUCGUAAAACUGCAACCGUUUCUGGUCCCACAAUCAUAUCGGUUAAUCAAAAUACAAGUUCUCACCAACUUGUACCAUCAUCAACAUCUUCCUUACCUACUGGAGUACCACCACCAAUACCACCGCAUCAACAACAAUGUACACCCAAAGUCUCAACGGAGGGAACAUCGGUUGUCCCUCGAUCCAGACCAAAAGUGACCUCAAUUUCCAUCAACAAUGCCUCCUCUCUCCCCGUUUUGACCGUUCCACCACCACCACCUCCAGCACCACCUUCAACACGCUCACCCACUCCUCCUUCCGAAAUCUCUAAAACAUUGACCAUCUCUCAGAGCUUCAACUCAAACAUCCUCUCAUCUGGAAAUGAAGAUAUUCUGAUCGGCCAUUCAGAUGGAUUUCGACCUCUUUUGGAAGAUUCAGAAGAUGAUGGAGAUGAUUCAGAUGAUGAUGAUUACUCAGAGGAAACGGAAGAUUCAGAAGACGAUAGUGAUUCUUCAACCGACAAUGAGAAUAGUAUACCCUACAAAGAACACAUAAUCGAUGAUUUAAAUGAUGGAAGACGAGACUUUUACGAGAAUCAAGAUGGUCGUAGUAGUGGUCGAAGUGAUCAAAGUGAUCGUAGUGCUGAAGUUGCAGAUGAUAGUGAUGUAGAUCGAGAAGUUGAAAGAAAUCUUCUUGCACAAGUCCUCAAAGAUACCGAAUUAAGUCAACAUCAUGAUCGUCAUAAUCAGGAUCUUUUUGGAAGCCUUCCUUUUGAUCAACAAACGGUCAACGCUCAUUCUAAUAUGUUAGAAAGGAAACAAUUUGCUGAUCAACUUCACCAGGAGCAAAUUAAACAGCACAAACAGAGGCAACAACAACAACAUCAUUCGAUACCAUCAAAUAUAACUAAUCAGUCAUUGUUGUUCCAAGUUGAUCAUCAAGCACAAAAUAAUGUUCAUCAAGUGCAACAGAUUAAAUCAUCUUUAAUCAAACCCAAUUUACCUCCAAAGCCAAUUGUAUCAUCGGCAUCAUCAACAUUGGAGUCUCAAGAUUUAUUUGGUGCUAAACCUUUCGUUGCUAGUGAUAACCAAUUCGCAUUAAAUUGUCCUGUAAAUCAAACCAAUUUGCCUAUUCGCUCAAAUCAUGAAACUAAUACAACCAAAUUGAGAUCAACAAAUCAAGAGGAGAGACAAAAUUUGGAUGAAAUAAGCAAAAUAAAACCUCCAGUUCCAUUGAAACCUCUUUCCAAGGUUUUCAUAAAUUAUACCAAUUCUUCAACAAUCAACAAACCAGAUUCAGAAAAAAGUAAUUCUCCACAACGAUUAAUUAAUCAAGCUUCUGGUUUCGCCUCUCCAGCUUUCUCUGGAACAACGAUAAUACCAAGUUCAUCAACGAACACCCUCCCUGGUUUACCUGUUCCAACAGUGGUGACCACAAAUAUCGUAAGAGAUUCAACCGGACAAGUGGACAAUCGAUUGACCAAAUCAAAACAAAUUUUAAAGCCAAAAGCCGCAUCAUCAAAAGCCGUUAAAGCUUAUAAAGUUGAAGAAGUUGACGAUGAUGUAGAUGGAUUAUUGUCUGUUGAAGAACAGGAAGAUGAUGUUACCGCAUCAUCUUCAUCAUCAUCAAAAAAGGAGAAAGAAAAGAAAGAUAAAGCAAAAAGUAAAGAAAAAGUAAAAAAAGAUAAGAAAAAAAGUAAAGAGAAAAUAAAGUCCAAUGAAAAAGAGGAUAAAAAAAAGAGUAAAAAGGAAAAAGAGAAAACUGUCAAUUCAACUGGAGGAUUCGCAAAUAUGAGUUUCGAGGACAAUAUUGAAGAUGGAAUAAGAUUAUAAAUUGUUGAAACUGUUGUUAUCCUUUUUCCUUCUCGAUUCUACCUUCCAUUUCCAAUCUCAUCUAAAUGACACUCACAAUCACCUCAACAUGACCUCCAACCCUCAAUAUUAUAUUUCCAUAGUCGAUAUAUUUUGUCCUUUUCUUUUUCUUUUGAUGUUCUCUCUCUCUCUCUUUAAUUAUCUAUCAUUUCUUUCACAUCACACAAUCUAUUUACAGAUCUUUCAAAGAUACUGUAUUUCCUUUUCCUAUUUGGGUUAACAAAAAUGAUUGGAUUUGUCUAAAUUAUUAACUAGCAAUCGUUGUACAGACAAACACAGAUUAACUUAUAUAUAUUAAGAAAGUAUUUACUUUUAUUAAGUUUAACAUUUCCUUGAUUAACAACAAUUAACAGAGAGUUGAAACAAACAAACAAAAAAGAGUACAAGAUGAAAAUCCCAAGGGAAAUUGAUACCUUUUUGUUUUUCUGUUUUUCUUCAUAAUAAUUAAGAGGAAUUAGAGAAUAAUUAAACAAUGUAAUUAAUGUA